AUGGCUCCGGCAAUGAAGUCCGCGAUGAAGUCCAAGGCCAUGAAGACCAAUGCCAAAGCCAUGACCAAGGCCCAGCUUGCCGACCAGCUCGCCACCAAGUCCGAGCUCAAGAAGAAGGAUGUCUUGUCGGUCCUGCAGAACCUUUCCGAAAUCGGUGCCAGCGAGGUCACCACUACCGGCAAGUUUGUUUUGCCCGGGCUGUGCAUGAUCAAGACUCGUGCCUGGGUUGAGGUGCAAGUCAAGGCGCAGAAGGCGAAGACGAUUGUGAAAGCGACGCCGCUGGCCGCACUCAAGAACCAGAUCUAG
Symbiodinium necroappetens is the source of this 306-nucleotide messenger RNA. NCBI's taxonomy places the organism in Eukaryota, Dinophyceae, Suessiales, Symbiodiniaceae. The record is from the annotation of a GenBank genome assembly.